AAUCUGUUUGCAAAAAUGGCCGGGUGCAAAUAUUUUACUGUGCUUGAUCUAUCUACGGCAUAUCAGCAGCUGGAAUUGCACCCGCAGGCGCAGUUACUAGUCGUGGUCAACACACACUUGGGGUUGUUCAGGUACACGCGUUUACCCUAUGGCAUAACGAGUGCACCUUCGAUAUUUCAGGCAGUCAGGGAUGACGUGUUAAAAGGGCUGGAUCGCGUAGCGUGCUAUCUGGACGACGUGCUGGUAGCUGGAGCUACGUUUGAUGAGUGUUUCCAAAAGGUGGAAAGUGUUCUGUCACGGUUUCAGGACAGGGGCAUACGGUUAAAGAAAGAAAAAUGCAGGUUCUUUCAAACGUCGGUCUCGUACUUGGGGCACGUUCUUGAUGAAAAGGGCAUACGCCCGUCAGAUGAAAAAGUAAAGGCAAUAAUGGAGGCGCCGUCACCAAAGGAUGAAUCACAGUUGCGGGCCUACCUGGGGUUGCUUAACUUCUAUGGGAAGUUCGUUCCUAACAUGGCCGCCAAGCUAAGGCCUUUGUAUGACGUAGUAAACCAGGAAAAAGGUUUCAAGUGGUCACUUCAGGCAGAACAAGCAUUUCAGCAAAGUAAAACGUGGCUAACGGGCGAGAAUGUUUUGACAUACUACGACCAACAAAAAGAGAUUGGGCUUGUGUGUGACGCGUCAGCGUAUGGCGUAGGCGCCAUUCUGUUUCAUAAGAAUGGUAAAGAUGAAAAGCCAAUUGCAUACGCGUCUAGGGCACUGAGCAAAGCAGAGCAAGGGUACGCUCACAUCGAAAAAGAGGCUCUCGCCGUUGCCUAUGGGCUCAAGAAAUUUCACAAGUACCUGUUUGGGCGUAGUUUCGUCAUUUAUUCAGAUCACCAGCCAUUAGCUAGCCUUCUGGCGCACGGCAAGCCUAUUCCAGUGAUGUCAGCGGCACGCAUGCAACGCUGGGCUUUGUUGCUAGCGGCUUACGAUUACAAAUGGGUGUAUCGUAAAGGCAGCGAUAUUGGAAACGCUCACGCGCUGUCGCGGUUGCCGUUGCCGAAUGAUAAGGAUGUUUCAGAUUAUGUACAUUUCUUCUCAGUUGUCGAUGAACUUCCCUUGUCUGCUGACGCGAUCCAAAAGGGAACGAGCACUGAUAGGGUGUUAUCGAAAGUGUUGAUGUACACGAGGAGUGGCUGGCCUACGCGUGUAACGGACAGUGAAUUGUCCCCGUACUUCGUCCGCCGGCAUGAGCUGUCCGUAGAUCAGCAGUGCGUUACGUGGGGAAAUCGUGUGAUUGUCCCUCGCCGCUUGCGCAAACAAGUGUUAGCGCUUCUGCACGAAGGUCACCCCGGAGUUACGCGCAUGAAAAUGCUCGCGCGUAGCUAUGUCUGGUGGCCUCAGUUAACACAAGACAUUGAAUGUGUUGUUAAAAGUUGCAGUACCUGUCAGUUGACGCAAAACGCUUCACCGAAGGCCCCACUACAAACUUGGGGUUGGCCGAGCCGCAGAUGGCAACGAAUCCACCUGGAUUUUGCAUUCACAGACAACCAAUGGCUUUUGGUGCUGGUGGAUGUACACUCCAAAUGGGUGGAGGUGUUCGUGAUGAGUUCAACAACGGCAGAAAAGACUAUUGAAAAGCUUCGGAGUGUGUUCGCGGCGUAUCGCCUUCCGGAAGAGGUCGUUGCGGACAACGGGCCGCGGUUCACUGCGAAGAACUUCACAGAGUUUCUGCUCAGGAACGGAGUGCGUCAUACCAGGACACCUCCGUACCAUCCGGCAUCAAAUGGAAGUGCCGAGAGAUGCGUCCAGACGGCCAAACGGGAUCUUCUGCGACAGCUUCUCGACGAAAACUCUUUGGGCGUCAGGAAGACCCUACAACACCGUAUAGACCAGUUUCUAUUCAGGUAUCGGAACACCCCCACCACGACAACGGGGCAAACGCCUGCUGAACUGUUCCUGUCGUGGAAGCCCCGCACCCGCCUGACCCUGCUACAGCCAGAUCUGGAGAGACGUAUAGCAGAUCGUUUCUCCAAGAUCAAGAGCCAAGCUGACGACAGAAGAGGGCCGUGGAGGUCAUUCGAAGAGGGCGAAAGAGUAAUAGUUCAAGGCCUUCGUCCGGGGGAGACAAAGUGGCUACCUGGGGUCAUCGAGAAAAGGUGCAGUGCCGUUACGUACAGGUCCCGUCAAAAUGCCUUCGACAUGUACAUCGGGCAAGCACCCUUUGAUAUGUCGCCUAGGCAACGAAGGAGUCUCAUGAUCAAGUACAUUCCGGAGCAUCUUCAAGAUAUCGACAGGAAGCUGCAGUUUUAG
Molecule: messenger RNA, 2292 nt
Organism: Ixodes scapularis (black-legged tick)
Lineage: Eukaryota; Metazoa; Arthropoda; Arachnida; Ixodida; Ixodidae
Exons: 2
Coding region: 16-2292 (758 amino acids)
Biological process (GO): DNA integration
Molecular function (GO): nucleic acid binding
Source: RefSeq, a predicted model, not a curated record